Molecule: messenger RNA, 525 nt
Organism: Lycium ferocissimum
Lineage: Eukaryota; Viridiplantae; Streptophyta; Magnoliopsida; Solanales; Solanaceae
Exons: 2
Coding region: 1-525 (174 amino acids)
Source: RefSeq, a predicted model, not a curated record
AUGGUCUCUGCUGAAUUAAAAGAAUUGAAAGCUCAGUUGAAGGAUCUUCUAGAUAAGGGUUUUAUCAGACCCAGUACUUCUCCGUGGGGUGCACCAGUGCUGUUUGUUUGUAAGAAAGACGGUUCGUUGAGAAUGUGUAUUGAUUACCGUCAGCUCAACAAGGUGACUAUUAAGAACAAUAGCAGAGCUCGCAGAUCAUUUGCGAGUAGUAUUGCAGACGCUGCAAGAUCAUUGUUUUGUGCUAAAUUCUCUAAAUGCGAGUUCUGGUUGAAUUUGAUGGCGUUCCUCGAACAUAUCGUCUCAGAUGAGGGCAUCAAGGUGGAUGGUCAGAAGAUCGAGGCAGUAAAGAAUUGCCCGAGGCCCAUAACUCAUACAAAAGUUCAUAGUUUCUUGGGCUUAUCUAGCUAUACGUUUGUGGAGAAUUUCUCUUCUAUUGCCGCUCCUUUGACGAAAUUGACACAUAAAGCAGCUAAGUUUCAAUGGUCUGAUGCCUGUGAAAGGAACUUUCAGGAAUUAAAGAAUUGA